AUGUUGUCCUCAGCGGUAGUGCUGUUGGGGGGCCUCAUUAGCCUUACCAGUGCCCAGUUUCCACCGAAGCCGGAGGGGGUCAAAGUGCUGAAGUCUAGAUUUCACGAAAAUGUGACCAUCUCGUAUAAGGAGCCAGGGAUCUGCGAAACGACUCCCGGCGUCCGAAGUUACGCGGGCUAUGUUCAUCUCCCGCCCGGGACUCUCGAAGAAGGGACCGGCGAGCCGCAGGACUAUCCAAUCAACACAUUCUUCUGGUUCUUUGAGGCUCGAAAAGCGCCUGAAAAUGCCCCGCUAGCUAUCUGGCUAAACGGUGGCCCUGGCGCCUCUUCCAUUAUGGGACUGCUUGAGGAAAACGGCCCUUGUCUAGUCAACGAAGACUCCAAAACUACGCGGCUCAAUCCGUGGAGUUGGAACAACGAAGUUAACAUUCUUUACAUUGACCAGCCCAACCAGGUAGGCUUCUCAUACGACAUCCUCACAAACAUAACCGUGCACAAGAACGAGGAUGGCUUCAUACAGGCGUACCCCGCGGAUUUCAGCGAAGGGGUCCCUGAUGGUAACUGGACAUACCGAUACGGAACAACGUCCAGUCAACAAAUCAACCAGACAGCCAGCACGACAGCCCAGGCUGCUCACGCCCUUUGGCACUUUGCACAGACUUGGUUCUUCGAGUUCCCUUUCUACAAGCCGAUUGAUGACCGCGUGAGCCUGUGGGGUGAGUCCUACGGCGGACACUACGCACCUGGUAUCUUGAAGCAUUUCCGAACCCAGAACGAGCUGAUUCGGAACGGUUCUUCCACCGAGGAUGGUGCGCAAUACAUCCAUUUGGAUACGUUGGGCAUUGUCAACGGCCUCAUUGAUUUCCUCAUCCAGGGCGAAACUUGGAUUACGUUCCCUUAUAACAACACAUAUGGAAUCCAAGUCUUCAACCAAUCCAUUUAUGAGGAGUUGAUGUACAACUGGACCCGCCCGCAGGGUUGCCGGGAACAGGUCGCCGACUGCCAAGACGCGCUCAAGAGACACGGCCCGCUAUUCGCAAACGACCACAAGAGGAACUACACGGAGAUCUGUGGGGGAGUCAGCCAAGACUGUUUGUUUAACGCUGUGUCGCUGUACCAGUCGAUGGAUAAUGGCUGGUAUGAUAUCGGCCAUCCCAAGCACGACCCUUUUCCAGCCCCGCACCUCUAUGGGUAUCUCCUAGAAAGUGAGAUCUUGUCUUCACUCGGCGUGCCGGUUAACUAUUCAGAAGCAUCGGGAGCCGUGGGUAAAGCUUUUGAUUCGACUUAUGACAUAAUCCUGGGCGGGUUCAGGGAGUCCAUUGGAUACCUCCUCGAUAACGGAGUCAAGGUUCACUUGAUGUACGGCGAUCGCGACUAUGCCUGCAACUGGGCCGGUGGCGAAAAAGCAAGCCUCGCGGUGCCCUACAAGCACUCCGAGGAGUUUGCCAACGCCGGCUACGCACCGCUCGUAACGCCGGACGGUAUCACGGGAAUGACGCGGCAGUUUGGCAACUACAGCUUCUCGCGAGUGUACCAGGCCGGGCAUGAAGUGCCGUCGUACCAGCCCGUGACGGCGUACGAAAUAUUUAUGCGGGCGACAUUUAACCGCGACAUUGCCACCGGUCUAAUUCCCGUAACUGAUAAGUUAUCGACGAUCGGGCCUAAAGAUAUCUGGCACAUCAAGAACGUGCCGCCGCAGAGACCCGAGCCGACAUGCUACGUGCUCAAACCCGACACCUGCACGCCUGAAGAGUGGGAAAAGUUGGAGAAUGGCACGGCGCUGGUGAAAGAUUACUUUGUGAUUGGGGAUGUUUCUGAAAAUGAUGACGCCAGAACCACUGAGGGUGCUGCGGUGGAAGAGCAGCAGGUCUUUGAGGAGCUGUAA
Colletotrichum truncatum is the source of this 1884-nucleotide messenger RNA. Its product is annotated as carboxypeptidase s1. The record is from RefSeq and is a predicted model, not a curated record. Gene Ontology annotation, molecular function: serine-type carboxypeptidase activity. Gene Ontology annotation, biological process: proteolysis. NCBI's taxonomy places the organism in Eukaryota, Fungi, Ascomycota, Sordariomycetes, Glomerellales, Glomerellaceae. Gene Ontology annotation, cellular component: fungal-type vacuole.